AUUCUCUGCAGCAAUGCAACUAAAAGCGGAAACUUUAGCAAAAGCUCUAAAAAAAGUUUUUUUUUCUUUUUAAUAGUCUGUUACCCUAAAAUUGGUUUGUCUAGAACUAGGCGCUGCACUUUUGCAGUAUUUAGUGCGCUCCUAACAAGCUUUAAAAAUCUACUUAAAAAAAUAGUUUUUAUACUAAAUUAUACUUAUAACUGCAGCAGGUUUCCAAGGUAA
Cucurbitaria berberidis CBS 394.84 is the source of this 222-nucleotide messenger RNA. RefSeq lists its product as uncharacterized. NCBI's taxonomy places the organism in Eukaryota, Fungi, Ascomycota, Dothideomycetes, Pleosporales, Cucurbitariaceae. The annotation marks the transcript as partial. The transcript is spliced from 2 exons. The record is from RefSeq and is a predicted model, not a curated record.